Paramecium tetraurelia is the source of this 2529-nucleotide messenger RNA. RefSeq lists its product as uncharacterized. Gene Ontology annotation, molecular function: protein binding. The transcript is spliced from 6 exons. Lineage: Eukaryota; Ciliophora; Oligohymenophorea; Peniculida; Parameciidae. The record is from RefSeq and is a predicted model, not a curated record.
AUGGCAAAUACUAAACAAAAUAUGAGACCAUUACGGCCUAACUUUAAUAUAAAAAAUACUUCUUAAGUUUCAGAAUAGGAGCCUCCACAACCAACUCUUGAAAAUAGAGAGUACAAAGCUACAGAGCCAAAAAUUAAUUUAAGACCUUUCGUACGUCCGCCUAGUUCAAAAAAAGAUGAUGUUCAACAAUCGUAAUAGUUUUAAGAAUCAAUAAUGGAUUCGAAAGUGGAUGAUUAAAAAAACACAUAACAAAGAAGAACACCAGUAAAUGGAUUUAGAAAAUUUAAUCUACAAGCUGCUGCACCUAUCUCAUAGAAUGAAGAGGUCUUGAAUGUGCCUUAAUAAUAUUAAGGACCAGCCAUUAAUCUAUUUGCUAAUAAAGAAAAAAUUUAAUAAGAAGUUAGUCAAAUCAAAUAAAAAGAAUUAAGGCAAAUGGUGCAAGUGCAAAUGAAACAAAGACCUCUGAAUGCACCUGAAACGAACAUGUUUGCUGGUAAAGAGUCAGUUGAUGGUCAGGAUACUUUCAAGAAGAUGAAACCCAUUAAACCAACAAACAAUAAAGAGCCAAUCACCAAAGACACUAUCAAAGUAGCAGAGCUUUUGGAAAACAAGAUUCAGUUUCAGGCUCCCUAGGAAGAUCAGCAGAUUGAAACCAAAAAGGUUCCUAGAACAAGAGUUAAGUAAGCAGUUCAGGAAUAGAUUGAUAUCGAAUAGUUGAAUAAUAAUUAGUAAUAGAAUGCAAAACAACAAGGGGAGGAUACAAUGAUGGAAAAGACUCAGAGAGAGAUGAAUAAAAAUAUAAGUAAGAAAACUGGAAAGACUAAUUAGAUUGCAUAGUAAUAAUAAUAAAAUGUACAACCAGAGGAAACUAAUAAAUAAUUAGCAUAAACAAAAGAAGCAAUCCAGAACCCUUAAUAAACUGUCACUUCAAUAGAUGAUUACAAGGAGAGAACUAUUUAAUUUAAUACUAAUACUACAAAAAAUGUGUUGUAAGGCAAGACAGAGGAACAAAAGAAAAGAGUAAAGGAAUUGCAACAAUUAAUAACGUUAGAAGUAGAUGAUUAUAGCAAUUAGUUAGCGAUUCAACCAAGAACUGAAUAUGAAACCUAUCUCAAUCAUAUCAAAGCAAACAUAAUCAGAAAUUCUUGUGAUCAAGCAUUUGAUGACCGAUUAACAGUGGAUACUUAAACAGAUGAAUUUUAAACAAAUGAUUUCGGAGGACAAUGUCCAGAAGACUAUAAUAGAACAUUCCUUGCUCACAAACAACAAUAUCAAAAGGACAAUCGUCUAUGUGAGUUCAUUGAAUAAGCUUGUGAGAUUUUUGACGAAAUUCUUAAUAUUGGAAACAGAAACCAGAUUCAGUUUGAUUAAGAACAGUUGAAUCAUAAAUUUCCUGAUAAAAUAAAAAGUGCCUUCAAAUGCAAGUGCUUAAACAUCGUAGCUCAUUAAAUAUAUAAUAAUCAAUUGGAAAUAUUUGAAACCUAUUACAUCGAGAGUGAUAAAUUUAAGUGGCUCAAUGGCUCAUUGAUAAUUUAAUACCCCUAAAAUGUGCUUUACUAUAUUCCUUCAAAAGUAACAUGUUUGAUUUGUGAAUAAAAUUUAUUGAUUUGUGGAAAUGCAGACGGAUAAUUGGCUGGAUGGAGUAUAAAUGAUGUUGGGUACAACAAUAAGUAUAUUGAUAAAAUGAGAGAACUUUUGUAGAAUGAAUUUAAAAUAAAAAGUAUUAACUUUGCUUCAGAAUGGAAUCUCUCAAUUUUAGAUUAAUUUAGCGAUACGAAUAUGAACUAAUUGUCAUAAAUACAAUAAAUAACCCAUAACUCAUUUAUCAAAUUGAUUUUUGAAAUAGUUGUAAUGGAUGUAUUUGGAAAUAUAUAAAUUUGGGAGGUUUAAGAUUUGAAAUAUAAUGAAUAAGAAAAGCUAUAUGUAGAUUUAGGAAUAAAGUCAAAAAAGAAAUUAGUAUUAUUAAAUACAAUCAGCAAGAACCUGACAAAGAUCUACAGUUGUAUGAGUAUGGACAUAGAUAAUAUUCUUAUUUGUGGACCCUCAAAAGUGAUUAAUAUUUCUCAAUAACGAUCCUAUUUUGAUGAUUCAGAUAUGCAACCCUGUGUUAUUGGCAAUAUCUAUUAUAAUUAUUUUUGUGUUGGAUAUAUUGAUGGUCAUAUUGCAGUAUUUCACAAAGACUUUACCAAGUCGAUUUGGUAAUUGAGAAUUGGAUUAAAGAAGAUCAUUUGGAUCAGAAUUCUUUCUGAUGGUUUGAUAGGUGCCAUUGAUAGUGAAUAGAAUAUAUAUGUAUAUUGUGCUAAGGAUAAUUCCUAAAUGGUAGGAAAGUAAUUGGCUGAUCAAGAUCGUUGGAGAUUCAACUAUGCUUAGUAUGUUUUUAUAAUUAAUUCAAGCUAAAAUGGUUAAGAGUUGACAAUAGUAGGAAAAGAUAAAAAUACUGAUUUGCAAUUGAUUAAAGAGAGAUUAGAAUUAUAGGGAACCAAAACUGACAUUUUCGAUAACAUUUAUUUGGAUUAUUAUGGAUAAUGA